This is a messenger RNA of Morchella importuna, 258 nucleotides long. RefSeq lists its product as uncharacterized. The record is from RefSeq and is a predicted model, not a curated record. Lineage: Eukaryota; Fungi; Ascomycota; Pezizomycetes; Pezizales; Morchellaceae. The transcript has a single exon. The coding region runs from base 1 to 258 and encodes 85 amino acids.
AUGCCUCUUAUUGUUCCAGGAAUCAACUCGAAGGAUGGUGACUCUUCCUCAAAUAACAUGUCUACCAACCCCGUCAUUCCCAACGAAGAGCAGAUCAAGGCCGGUGUUUUCGAUAAGAAGGGCGACUCUGCAAAGGCUUGCGCCGAGCAUCACAAUGCGACCCCGGGCCCUGUCAUCCCAGACGACACUUCGGUUUUCGAGAACAAACUAAGCCGUGAGGAGCAACAUGCUAAGGCGAAAGAGUUGAAUAAAGACUAA